Symphalangus syndactylus (siamang) is the source of this 6520-nucleotide messenger RNA. RefSeq names its product collagen type XIV alpha 1 chain (gene COL14A1). Gene Ontology annotation, molecular function: protein binding. Gene Ontology annotation, cellular component: interstitial matrix. Lineage: Eukaryota; Metazoa; Chordata; Mammalia; Primates; Hylobatidae. The record is from RefSeq and is a predicted model, not a curated record.
UAUCAAAAGAGGGAGGUGAUUGGAUCAUGGGAGUGGUUUCCCCCAUGCUGUUCUCGCGAUAGCGAGUGAGUUUUCAUGAGAUCUGAUGGCUUUAUAAGGGGCUCUUCCCCGUUUGCUUUCUCUUCCCCCUCCUGCCGCCUUAUGAAGAAGGCGACUGCUUCCACUUCGGCCAUGAUUCUAAGUUUCCUGAGGCCUUACCAGUCAUGCUGAACUAUACUGUUCCUGAGAGCAUCUGCCCCAGUCAACUUCUCAUCCACAGAUAUUAAUCUCAGUCGACCACCAGGUGGCUGCUACACCCCAUGUAAAAAGCAGAAAAUAAAAUGAAGAUUUUCCAGUACAAGAUGCGGUACUGGUUGCUUCCACCUUUUUUGGCAAUUGUUUAUUUCUGCACCAUCGUCCAAGGUCAAGUGGCUCCACCCACAAGGUUAAGAUAUAAUGUAAUAUCUCAUGACAGUAUACAGAUUUCAUGGAAGGCUCCAAGAGGGAAAUUUGGUGGUUACAAACUUCUUGUGACUCCAGCUUCAGGUGGAAAAACUAACCAGCUGAAUCUCCAGAACACUGCAACUAAAGCAAUUAUUCAAGGCCUUAUGCCAGACCAGAAUUACACAGUUCAAAUUAUUGCAUACCAUAAAGAUAAAGAAAGCAAGCCAGCUCAAGGCCAAUUCAGAAUUAAAGAUUUAGAAAAAAGAAAGGAUCCAAAGCCCAGAGUCAAAGUUGUGGACAGAGGAAAUGGGAGUAGACCAUCUUCACCAGAAGAAGUGAAAUUUGUCUGUCAAACUCCAGCAAUUGCUGACAUUGUAAUCCUGGUCGAUGGUUCAUGGAGUAUUGGAAGAUUCAACUUCAGACUGGUUCGGCUUUUCUUGGAAAACCUGGUUACAGCAUUCGAUGUGGGCUCAGAGAAGACACGAAUUGGUCUUGCACAGUAUAGUGGCGACCCCAGAAUAGAAUGGCACUUGAAUGCAUUUAGCACAAAAGAUGAAGUGAUUGAAGCUGUCCGAAACCUCCCAUAUAAAGGAGGAAAUACACUAACAGGUCUUGCUUUGAACUACAUUUUUGAAAAUAGCUUCAAACCAGAAGCAGGAUCAAGGACUGGGGUAUCCAAAAUUGGUAUUUUAAUAACAGAUGGAAAAUCCCAAGAUGACAUCAUUCCACCAUCUAGAAACCUUCGUGAGUCUGGUGUAGAACUGUUUGCCAUAGGGGUGAAAAACGCAGAUGUGAAUGAGCUGCAGGAGAUCGCCUCCGAACCGGACAGCACUCAUGUGUACAAUGUUGCCGAAUUCGAUCUGAUGCACACAGUUGUGGAGAGUCUGACCAGGACUCUCUGCUCUAGAGUGGAAGAACAGGACAGAGAAAUUAAAGCCUCAGCCCAUGCCACCACUGGGCCGCCUACGGAGUUGAUUACUUCUGAAGUCACUGCCAGAAGCUUUAUGGUUAACUGGACUCAUGCCCCAGGAAAUGUGGAAAAAUACAGAGUUGUGUAUUAUCCUACCAGGGGUGGAAAACCAGACGAGGUGGUGGUAGAUGGAAGUGUAUCUUCCACAGUGUUGAAAAACUUGAUGUCUUUAUCUGAAUAUCAGAUAGCAGUCUUUGCAAUCUAUGCCCACACUGCUAGUGAAGGCCUACGGGGAACUGAAACUACACUUGCUUUACCCAUGGCUUCUGACCUUCUACUGUACGAUGUGACUGAGAACAGCAUGCGAGUCAAAUGGGAUGCAGUGCCUGGGGCCUCAGGUUACCUGAUCCUUUAUGCUCCUCUAACAGAGGGCCUGGCUGGGGAUGAAAAAGAGAUGAAAAUUGGAGAGACCCACACGGAUAUUGAAUUGAGUGGGUUGUUGCCCAAUACAGAAUACACAGUCACAGUUUAUGCCAUGUUUGGAGAAGAGGCCAGCGAUCCUGUUACGGGACAAGAAACAACAUUGGCUUUAAGUCCACCAAGAAACCUGAGAAUCUCCAAUGUUGGCUCUAACAGUGCUCGAUUAACCUGGGACCCAACUUCAAGACAGAUCAAUGGUUAUCGAAUUGUAUAUAACAAUGCAGAUGGGACUGAAAUCAAUGAGGUUGAAGUCGAUCCUAUUACUACCUUCCCUCUGAAGGGCUUGACACCUCUCACAGAGUAUACUAUUGCUAUUUUCUCCAUCUAUGAUGAAGGACAGUCAGAGCCUCUGACUGGAAUUUUUACCACCGAGGAAGUUCCAGCCCAGCAAUACUUAGAAAUUGAUGAGGUGACGACAGACAGUUUUAGGGUGACCUGGCAUCCCCUCUCAGCUGAUGAAGGGCUACACAAAUUGAUGUGGAUUCCAGUCUAUGGGGGGAAGACUGAGGAGGUUGUCCUGAAAGAAGAGCAGGACUCACAUGUUAUUGAAGGCCUGGAGCCCGGUACGGAGUAUGAAGUUUCACUAUUGGCCGUGCUUGAUGAUGGAAGCGAGAGUGAGGUGGUGACUGCUGUCGGGACCACACUUGACAGUUUUUGGACAGAACCAGCUACAACCAUAGUGCCUACCACACCCGUGACUUCAGUUUUCCAGACGGGAAUCAGAAACCUAGUUGUAGGUGAUGAAACCACUUCUAGCCUGCGGGUAAAAUGGGACAUUUCUGACAGCGAUGUGCAGCAGUUUAGGGUGACCUACAUGACAGCUCAAGGGGACCCUGAGGAAGAAGUCGUAGGAACGGUUAUGGUGCCUGGAAGCCAAAACAAUCUCCUUCUGAAGCCUCUGCUUCCUGAUACUGAAUACAAAGUCACAGUGACUCCCAUCUACACGGAUGGAGAAGGCGUCAGCGUCUCCGCUCCUGGAAAAACCUUGCCAUCCUCGGGGCCCCAGAACUUGCGGGUGUCCGAGGAAUGGUAUAACCGGUUGCGCAUUACGUGGGACCCCCCAUCUUCCCCGGUGAAAGGCUAUAGAAUUGUCUACAAACCUGUCAGUGUUCCUGGUCCAACACUGGAAACGUUUGUGGGAGCUGACAUUAACACCAUUCUUAUCACAAACCUCCUCAGCGGAAUGGACUACAAUGUGAAGAUAUUUGCCUCCCAGGCCUCAGGCGUCAGCGAUGCCCUGACAGGCAUGGUGAAAACAUUGUUCUUGGGUGUUACCAAUCUCCAAGCCAAACACAUUGAAAUGACCAGCUUGUGUGCCCACUGGCAGGUGCAUCGCCAUGCCACAGCCUAUAGGGUUGUUAUAGAAUCUCUCCAGGAUAGGCAAAAGCAAGAAUCCACUGUGGGUGGAGGGACAACCAGGCAUUGCUUCUAUGGACUUCAGCCUGAUUCUGAAUAUAAAAUCAGUGUUUAUACAAAGCUGCAGGAGAUUGAAGGACCUAGUGUGAGCAUAAUGGAAAAAACACAAUCACUUCCUACACGACCACCAACUUUUCCUCCAACCAUUCCACCAGCAAAAGAAGUAUGUAAGGCGGCCAAGGCUGACCUGGUAUUUAUGGUGGAUGGAUCCUGGAGCAUUGGAGAUGACAAUUUCAAUAAGAUCAUCAGCUUUCUAUAUAGCACUGUUGGAGCCCUGAACAAGAUUGGCACAGAUGGAACCCAAGUUGCAAUGGUUCAGUUCACUGAUGACCCCAGAACAGAAUUUAAACUAAAUGCUUACAAAACCAAAGAGACUCUUCUUGAUGCAAUUAAACACAUUUCAUACAAAGGAGGAAAUACCAAAACAGGAAAAGCAAUUAAGUAUGUUCGAGAUACCUUGUUCACUGCAGAGUCAGGUACAAGAAGGGGCAUCCCAAAGGUUAUUGUGGUUAUAACUGAUGGAAGAUCACAAGAUGAUGUGAACAAAAUCUCCAGGGAGAUGCAAUUAGAUGGCUAUAGCAUUUUUGCAAUUGGUGUGGCUGAUGCAGAUUACUCGGAGUUGGUUAGCAUUGGCAGUAAGCCCAGCGCACGCCAUGUCUUCUUUGUGGAUGACUUUGACGCCUUUAAGAAAAUCGAAGAUGAGUUAAUUACUUUUGUCUGCGAAACCGCAUCAGCAACCUGUCCAAUGGUACACAAGGAUGGCAUUGAUCUUGCAGGAUUUAAGAUGAUGGAAAUGUUUGGUUUGGUUGAAAAAGAUUUUUCAUCAGUGGAAGGGGUUUCUAUGGAGCCUGGUACCUUCAAUGUAUUUCCAUGUUACCAGCUCCAUAAAGAUGCCCUGGUUUCCCAGCCAACCAGGUACUUGCACCCAGAAGGAUUGCCCUCCGACUACACAAUCAGUUUUCUAUUCCGGAUUCUUCCUGACACUCCACAGGAGCCAUUUGCUCUUUGGGAGAUUUUAAAUAAAAAUUCUGACCCAUUGGUUGGGGUUAUUUUAGACAAUGGUGGGAAAACUCUAACAUAUUUCAACUAUGACCAGAGUGGGGAUUUUCAAACUGUUACUUUCGAAGGACCUGAAAUUAGGAAAAUUUUUUAUGGAAGCUUUCACAAGCUACACAUUGUUGUCAGUGAGACUUUGGUCAAAGUGGUUAUUGACUGCAAGCAAGUGGGUGAGAAGGCAAUGAACGCAUCGGCUAAUAUCACAUCAGAUGGUGUAGAAGUACUGGGGAAAAUGGUUCGAUCAAGAGGACCAGAUGGAAACUCUGCACCGUUCCAGUUACAGAUGUUUGAUAUUGUUUGCUCCACAUCAUGGGCCAAUACAGACAAAUGCUGUGAACUUCCAGGCCUGAGAGAUGAUGAGUCUUGCCCAGACCUUCCCCAUUCCUGCUCCUGUUCUGAAACCAAUGAAGUAGCUCUGGGACCAGCGGGCCCACCAGGUGGUCCGGGACUCCGAGGACCAAAGGGCCAGCAAGGUGAACCGGGUCCAAAGGGACCAGAUGGCCCUCGGGGUGAAAUUGGUCUGCCAGGACCUCAGGGUCCACCUGGACCCCAAGGACCAAGUGGUCUGUCCAUUCAAGGAAUGCCCGGAAUGCCAGGAGAAAAAGGAGAGAAAGGAGAUACUGGCCUUCCAGGUCCACAGGGUAUCCCAGGAGGCAUUGGUUCACCAGGACGUGAUGGCUCACCAGGCCAGAGGGGCCUUCCAGGAAAGGAUGGAUCCUCGGGACCUCCAGGACCACCAGGGCCAAUAGGCAUUCCUGGUGCCCCUGGAGUCCCAGGGAUCACAGGAAGCAUGGGACCGCAAGGCGCCCUGGGACCACCCGGUGUCCCUGGAGCAAAGGGGGAACGAGGAGAGCGGGGUGACCUGCAGUCUCAAGCCAUGGUGAGAUCAGUGGCACGUCAAGUAUGCGAACAGCUCAUCCAGAGUCACAUGGCCAGGUACACUGCCAUCCUCAAUCAGAUUCCCAGCCACUCCUCAUCCAUCCGGACUGUCCAAGGGCCUCCUGGUGAGCCUGGGAGGCCAGGCUCCCCAGGAGCCCCUGGUGAACAAGGACCCCCAGGCACACCAGGCUUCCCCGGAAAUGCAGGCGUGCCAGGGACCCCAGGAGAGCGAGGUCUAACUGGUAUCAAGGGAGAAAAAGGAAAUCCAGGCGUUGGAACCCAAGGUCCAAGAGGCCCCCCUGGACCAGCAGGACCUUCAGGGGAGAGUCGGCCUGGCAGCCCUGGGCCCCCUGGCUCUCCUGGACCAAGAGGCCCACCAGGUCAUCUGGGGGUUCCUGGACCCCAAGGUCCUUCUGGCCAGCCCGGAUAUUGUGACCCCUCGUCAUGUUCUGCCUAUGGUGUGAGAGCUUCCCAUCCAGAUCAGCCAGAGUUCACCCCUGUCCAAGAUGAGCUGGAAGCCAUGGAACUGUGGGGCCCUGGAGUCUGAUAGCCUCAGGAGAAAUUUGAAGACCAACUGCAAGAACUCUUAAGGAAUCUUGUUUGAGAAAAUGUUGUCAUGUGGUUUGUAUGCUACUUUUUGGUGGGGGGGGGCGCUCAUUUCAGUGGCCUAAAUCUCCUCCUUGGAUAAUGUUAAUAUUAUUGUUAUUAUUAACAAAAAAUAUAUAUUUUUUAAAAGUUCCCUUAAUCUAUGACAUGGUAGCAAUGAUUUCCCUUUGGUGUUUUAAUGGCAUGUCAGAUAAUUUGUUUUUCCAGAGAAGAGAGCUCAAAGAGGAAUUGGGAAAAAUAAAUUGAACUCUGGAAUCUUCUCUCUCAAGUCCUAAAAUGAACAAACAGGUAUUAUUGUGUUUGAGGGAAAUAUGUCCCCAGCAGGAAAAGAAUGCAAAGAGGUUCAAAGAAUAUGUCACUUACUCCUACUUGCUAUAGGAAUAACCUUGCUGAUAAGAAAAAAAGGGACAUUAUUGGAGAAACUACCUCUUGUUUAAUUGAUCUAUCCAACUCUGAGAUCACUUGGUAACUGGUUUCAUGUGUAUGCAAAAAUCAGCAUUUGGAUUUAACCUUUCUGAAUUUGGUAGUUUAAGAAACAGAUUUAGUUUUUCAGUGGUUUUAACUCAUGUGAAAUAAUGACUUUCCAACAGCUCUGAUGCAAAGAGAUAUAAUUUUAAUGAACGAUUUAUCCAGCAGUGUGUUCCAGGGAUUGCCUCUCCUUAUCUACAGGGAUUACUUUGUACAUGCAGAUAAGUUUUCACAAACCUAUUUCCAUUUUCUUUUGUAAGCAAAUAAAACUUUAAAACAAUG